Messenger RNA from Gorilla gorilla gorilla (western lowland gorilla), 1082 nucleotides. RefSeq names its product nudix hydrolase 8 (gene NUDT8). The record is from RefSeq and is a predicted model, not a curated record. Bases 364 to 1074 code for a protein of 236 amino acids. Gene Ontology annotation, molecular function: coenzyme A diphosphatase activity. Lineage: Eukaryota; Metazoa; Chordata; Mammalia; Primates; Hominidae. The transcript has 4 exons.
GCCGCCCUCCCAUCCGGGGGACUCAACGCGUCCCACCGAGGCCCCGCCUUCAAACAGGCCCCGCCCCCAAUGGACCCCGUCCCACCGAGGACCCGCCUUCAAACAGGCCCCGCCCCCGAACAGACCCAGUCCCACUGAGGCCCCGUCUCCGGGCAGGCCCCGCCCACGAACAGACCCACCCCACUGAGGCCCCCCGACGCCGCUGCCGCUCCGCAGCCCCCCAGGCGAGACGCGUCGCGCGGGCUGCCCCUUCUCCCUCUCAGCUUCCGGAGGGACCCGGGCUGAGCGCCCCGCCCCGCCUCGCCCCGCCUCUUCCCCCGCCCGAUCCCGCGCCCUCAGUGUCCCGGCCGCGCAGGACUUGACAUGCUGCCCGACUGCCUGUCGGCCGAGGGCGAGCUGCGCUGCCGCCGGCUGCUGGCAGGGGCCACGGCCCGGCUCCGCGCGCGGCCCGCGUCGGCCGCGGUGCUCGUGCCGCUCUGCUCAGUGCGUGGGGUCCCGGCGCUGCUGUACACGCUGCGGUCUAGCCGCCUGACCGGGAGGCACAAGGGCGACGUCAGUUUCCCAGGCGGCAAGUGCGACCCGGCUGACCAAGAUGUGGUGCACACGGCCCUGCGGGAAACCCGGGAGGAGCUGGGCCUGGCAGUGCCCGAGGAGCACGUGUGGGGCCUGCUGCGGCCUGUGUAUGAUCCGCAAAAGGCCACCGUGGUGCCAGUGCUUGCUGGUGUAGGCCCACUGGAUCCCCAGAGCCUCAGGCCCAACUCGGAGGAGGUAGAUGAGGUGUUUGCACUGCCGCUGGCCCACCUGCUGCAGACGCAGAAUCAGGGCUAUACCCACUUCUGCCGGGGUGGCCACUUCUGCUACACACUACCCGUCUUCCUGCAUGGACCACACCGGGUCUGGGGCCUCACAGCUGUCAUCACCGAGUUUGCCCUGCAGCUGCUGGCACCUGGUACCUACCAGCCCCGCCUGGCCGGCCUGACCUGCUCAGGGGCUAAGGGUCUGGCCCGCCCUAAGCAGCCCCUGGCUUCACCCUGUCAGGCCAGCUCCACUCCAGGACUGAAUAAAGGUCUUUGACAGCUCUA